Messenger RNA from Propithecus coquereli (Coquerel's sifaka), 2444 nucleotides. RefSeq names its product complement component 1, r subcomponent (gene C1R). Bases 220 to 2334 code for a protein of 704 amino acids. The transcript is spliced from 11 exons. Lineage: Eukaryota; Metazoa; Chordata; Mammalia; Primates; Indriidae. Gene Ontology annotation, molecular function: serine-type endopeptidase activity; calcium ion binding. Gene Ontology annotation, cellular component: extracellular region; blood microparticle. The record is from RefSeq and is a predicted model, not a curated record. Gene Ontology annotation, biological process: complement activation; zymogen activation.
ACCAACAGGGAUUUCAAAACCAAAACUAAAUUAAAGUGGAAACUCAGAUUUUUUGUUUAUGCAAAUAGUUCAUUCCCUACAACAUCCCUCCGGGAAUGGUCCCCCCCCGCAACAGCAUUCCCUCCCCUUCCCUCCUCCGCAUGCUGCCCUCUCCCUCCACACACAGCGCGGGAAGACGCUGUCAGGAGAGCCCAGGAUCCCAAACAGGGGCCUUGAGAAAUGUGGCUCUUGUACCUCCUGGUGCCCGCCCUGUUCUGCAGGGUGGGGGGCUCCAGACCCACCCCUCAGAAGCUCUUUGGGGAGGUGACCUCCCCUCUUUUCCCCAAGCCGUACCCCAGCAACUUCGAGACAACCACUGUGAUCACGGUCCCCAUGGGAUACAGGGUGAAGCUCGUCUUCUGGCACUUUGACCUGGAGCCUUCCGAAGGCUGUUUCUAUGACUAUGUCAAGAUCUCUGCUGAUAAGAAAAACCUGGGCAGGUUCUGUGGGCAGCUGGGCUCUCCACUGGGCAACCCCCCAGGAAAGAAGGAAUUUAUGUCCCAAGGGAACAAGAUGCUGCUGACCUUCCACACGGACUUCUCCAACGAGGAGAAUGGGACCGUCAUGUUCUACAAGGGCUUCCUGGCCUACUACCAGGCUGUGGACCUCGACGAAUGUGCUUCUCAGCACAACUCGGCUGAGGAGGAGCCGCAGCCCCGGUGCCAGCACCUCUGCCACAACUACGUCGGUGGCUACUUCUGUUCCUGCCGCGCAGGCUACGAGCUCCAGAAGGACAGGCAUUCCUGCCAGGCCGAGUGCAGCAGCGAGCUGUACACAGAGCCGUCAGGCUACGUCUCCAGCCUGGAGUACCCCCGGCCCUACCCCCCGGAUCUGCGCUGCAACUACAGCAUCCGCGUGGAGCGGGGCCUCACCCUCCGCCUCAAGUUCCUGGAGCCUUUCGAAAUCGAUGAGCACCAGCAAGUACACUGCCCGUACGACCAGCUACAGAUCUACGCCAACGGGAAGAACAUUGGCGAGUUCUGUGGGAAGCAAAGGCCCCCCGACCUUGACACCAGCAGCAAUGCCGUAGAUCUGCUGUUCUUCACAGAUGAGUCUGGGGACAGCCGGGGCUGGAAUCUCCAUUACACCACUGAAAUCAUCAAGUGCCCCCAGCCCAAGACCCUAGACGAGUUCACCAUCAUCCAGGACCUACAGCCUCAGUACCAGUUCCGUGACUACUUCAUUGUCACCUGCAAGCAAGGCUACCAGCUCGUGGAGGGGAACCAGGCGCUGGUCUCCUUCACGGCUGUCUGCCAGGAUGACGGCACGUGGCAUCGCGCCAUGCCCAGGUGCAAGAUCAAGGACUGUGGGCAGCCCCGAAGCCUGACUAACGGAGCCUUCCAUUACACCACCAAAAAGGGGGUGAACACCUACCAAGCGCGUAUCCAGUACUACUGCAAUGAGCCAUACUACAAGAUGCAGACCAGAGCUGGCAGCAGUGAGUCCAAGCGAGGGAUGUACACCUGCACGGCCCAGGGCAUUUGGAAGAAUGAGCAGGAGGGAGAGAAGAUACCUCGGUGUUUGCCAGUGUGUGGGAAGCCUGUCCACCCCGUGGAACAGAAGCAGCGCAUCAUCGGAGGGCAAAAGGCGCAGCUGGGCAACUUCCCCUGGCAGGCAUUCACCAACAUCUACGGGCGCGGGGGUGGAGCCCUGCUGGGCGACCGCUGGAUCCUCACGGCAGCCCACACCCUCUACCCCAAGGACCACGACAUGCAAAACAACGCCACUGUGGACGUGUUCCUGGGCCACACAAGCGUGGAAGAGAUCACAAAGAUGGCAAAUCACCCCGUCCGCAGGGUCAGCAUCCACCCGGACUACCGUCAGGACGAGUCCCACAACUUUGAGGGGGACAUCGCCCUGCUGGAGCUGGAAAAUAGCGUCACCCUGGGCCCUAACCUCCUUCCCAUCUGCCUCCCUGACAACGAGACCUUCUAUGACAGGGGCCUCAUGGGCUAUGUCAGUGGCUUUGGGAUAAUGGAGGAGAAGCUCUCUUAUGACCUCAGGUUUGUCCGUCUGCCCGUAGCUAAGCGAGAGGCAUGUGAGAGCUGGCUCCGGAAAAAUAAGAGGAAUGAUGUGUUUUCUCAGAACAUGUUCUGUGCCGGGGACCCAAGUCUGAAGCAGGACGCCUGUCAGGGGGAUAGUGGGAGUGUUUUUGCAGUGAGGGACCAGGACGAUCGCUGGGUGGCCACGGGCAUCGUGUCCUGGGGCAUCGGGUGCAGCAGGGGGUAUGGCUUCUACACCAAACUGCUCAACUAUGUGGACUGGAUCAAGAAAGAGAUGGAGCAGGAGGGCUGAGCCCAGAAUUCACUAGGUCAGAAGGCAGAGAGCAGUGUGUUCAAAAACAUCAUCUGACCCGUUGUCAAUAACCACUAAGAGUCUUUCUUAAAAUCGCUGAUGCAGAAAGA